AUGAGUGAUAAAUUAACUGAUGACGAAUUCAAGACGACAGUAAUAUCAUGUCCACUCAAUGCAUAUGACUGUAGAGAUAUUCAGAUUUGUGAAGGUUCGUUGCAACAACAUUUUCAGUCUGAACAACAUCAAAGAAGUCUCGCCGAACAUGCAAAAUAUAUCGACAACACUGCAGAUGCUGAUACUACAGAUACGAACAGCAACAUGGAAGACGAACACCAAUCUUCCCUUGGACUAUAUGAAAAACUCUCUUCAUUAGCACAAUAUAUCGACCAAACUCGAAAUACUCUCACGAACAUCAACGAAAAUUUAGUUCGACAUCUAAUUUCAUCUUUUCCACAGCACAUCAAUGCUACUCAAGAGAUGCUCUCAAUUGAAGCGUCGUCUAUAGAUGCUGUGCACCUGAAUGAAACUGUCUUACAGCAACAAAUCUUUUCCCUGAAAGAGCAAGUGAACAAUGGAUAUGGAAUAUUACCUCAGGAACGCGGCGACAUCAUCGCGUGGAAAAUCACCAACGUUCACGAGAAAAUGCUACAAGCUUUGUAUCAGACUCUAUCUCAAUGGCGAUGGCACAUCACGAGGCAGUCAUGCAUCAAUUUUCUUGGUCGUUCUUCGAGUGUCGCUUUUUGCCUUUGCGAUCAACGUACAAUACUUGAAUCGAACGGUACGAGGGAGCCUAAACAUAUUAUUGGAUGUUUUAAACCAGAUACGAAAAGCAUCAGUUUUCAAAAACCGACUUUAUCAGUCAGUAUCGCGUCAGGCAUUCCCAAAUUUUGUCCACUGGAUGAACUGAACCGAUCGGCGAAUGAAAAUUUGUAUAUUUACCAGGAUACAAUGAUCAUCAAGACUUUUAUUAAUUUUAAUGGUAUAGAUCGCAAGAUGCUUGAUUUUAUUUUUAAUCUGAAUCUUGCUUUGCCGGUUCACAUUCGACAAAAACUAAUUGAGGACGAAGUAGCGCGUCAUCAGCAUUAA
Adineta ricciae is the source of this 972-nucleotide messenger RNA. The record is from the annotation of a GenBank genome assembly. NCBI's taxonomy places the organism in Eukaryota, Metazoa, Rotifera, Eurotatoria, Adinetida, Adinetidae.